GCCAUACCAACUGGUCAUCAGGACAGUGGUAGAAGAUGCUGCUUCUCCUUCUGAUCUCAAGUGCUUUUCUCCUGCCCUGGGCUGGGGCUGGAAGGAUCAUUGGUGGGAAGGAAGUUAAACGCCACUCCAGACCCUACAUGGCGUAUUUACAUAUACAAUUUUUAAGCCAGUCUGGUAUACAGAGUUGUCGCUGUGGAGGGUUCCUGAUUCAUCAAGACACAGUGCUCUCAGCAGCUCACUGUGUGGCUGGAAAAAAGAUAGUGAGGAUCACUGUGAUUCUGGGAGCCCACAACAUCAGGCUCCAAGAAUGGAGCCAGCAGAGGAUCCCUGUUGCACGCUGGGUCAUCCAUCCUUACUAUUCCAGUGUUGGCCACAUAAAUGACAUUUUGCUGCUGAAGCUGAAGACAAAGGCCAAGAUCAAUAUGAAUGUGCAACGUAUCUUAAUAUCCAGGAGCUAUGAAUAUGUGAGAGCAGGAACUAAAUGCAGUGUGGCUGGCUGGGGCUGGACGUCUUGGGCAGGGCACAGCAGUGAUGUGAUGAUGGAGGUGGAACAGGAGGUGCAAGAUGAGGAACCAUGUGAGCAGCUAUUCCGUAACUACAAGAGUCUGUCCAUGAUGUGUGUUGGGGAUGAGAAGAGCAGAAAGGCACCUUACAAUGGUGAUUCUGGUGGCCCAUUAGUCUGCAAUCAAAAGGCUUAUGGCAUUGUUUCUUAUGGACUUCAAGACAACCUCUUCCCUAAGGUAUUCACCAGAAUCUCGUAUUUUGAGCCCUGGAUUCGUAGGCAACUGAUGAGGUUUGCACUCCAAGAGCUGCCUGGCUCUCCAUCCUCUGACUAAAGUGCUCAGUGUCCCUUCUCCACAAUGCAUCAAACACCUGCUGGUGCUCAGAAGCUCCCAGGGGCAGCUGAACUGGGCUCAGAGAGCCCCCAUGGUGCAGGCACAGGCUUUUGCAGUAAGGAGAGUCUCCAUGGCAAAGUGAAAAUGCAGGUCCCAAGUACACACAGCUUCCCAUUGUUCCCUUUCUGCCACUGCUGCUGCAGCUCUGCUUUCUGGCCAUCAAUAAAGGCACGUUCAAACUUG
This is a messenger RNA of Oenanthe melanoleuca, 1079 nucleotides long. RefSeq names its product mast cell protease 1A-like. The transcript is spliced from 5 exons. Gene Ontology annotation, molecular function: serine-type endopeptidase activity. Gene Ontology annotation, cellular component: intracellular membrane-bounded organelle; cytoplasm. The record is from RefSeq and is a predicted model, not a curated record. Bases 36 to 836 code for a protein of 266 amino acids. Gene Ontology annotation, biological process: proteolysis. Lineage: Eukaryota; Metazoa; Chordata; Aves; Passeriformes; Muscicapidae.